Ceratotherium simum simum (southern white rhinoceros) is the source of this 1227-nucleotide messenger RNA. RefSeq names its product GTPase IMAP family member 7-like. Gene Ontology annotation, molecular function: GTP binding. The record is from RefSeq and is a predicted model, not a curated record. NCBI's taxonomy places the organism in Eukaryota, Metazoa, Chordata, Mammalia, Perissodactyla, Rhinocerotidae.
ACCCAAUCUGAGUUUCCUGACUCAGAGGUUUCGGAGGGUGCAAACACUUUUUCCCCACAGUUAAAGCAAAAGCACCAUUUCAAAGAGCUUCUUUGGAGAAAACUUGAGAACUCAUCAACUCCUUCAAAAGAAGCCUUCCCAACUUUAAGGUGUUGUGGUCACCUAGGCCCCAGACCCUCUUGAUAUGAACAUGGCUGACUCUCAGGACAAUGCUCUGAGGAUUGUUCUGGUAGGGAAAACUGGAAGUGGGAAAAGUGCAACAGCAAACACCAUCCUCAGGAAAAAAGUAUUUGCUUCUAAAAUUUCUGCCCAUGCUGUUACCCCGACCUGUCAAAAAGCAUCUGGGGAAUGGAAGGGGAGGAACCUUCUUGUUGUUGACACCCCGGGGCUCUUUGACACCAGGAAGAGCCUGGAGACCACCUGUGGGGAAAUCAGCAAGUGUGUCCUCUACUCCUGCCCUGGGCCUCACGCCAUCGUCAUGGUUCUGCAGCUGGGCCGCUACACAGAGGAAGAGCAGAAAACCGUUGCGUUGAUCAAAAAUCUCUUUGGGAAGGCAGCCAUGAAGCACAUGAUCAUCUUGUUCACUCGAAAAGAUGAUUUGGAGGGUCAGAGCCUAAGUGACUUUAUAGCAGAGGCAGAUGUGAAGCUAAGAAACGUCAUCCAGGAGUGUGGGAACCGCUACUGCGCCUUCAACAACAGAGCAGACGAAGCUGAGAAGGAAGCUCAAGUGCAGGAGCUGGUGGAGCUGGUGGAGAAAAUGGUGCAGAACAACAGAGGGGCUUACUUUUCAGAUCCCAUCUACAAGGACACAGAGAAAAGGCUGCAAAGACGGACAGAGGAGUUGAAGAAAAUCUACUUUGAUCAAUUAAAUAACAAAAUUAAACAAGCAGAAAAUGAGUAUGCUGGUAAACCACAGCAAGAAAAAGAGGAAAAAGUUAAAUUUCAUAAGAGGAAAUAUGAUGAACAAAUGAGCAAUAUAAGGCAAGAGGCUGAGAGUAAUAUAUUCCAAGACAUUUUAAAUGAGAUUAUGAAGAUACUUUCAAAAAUAUGGCAUAUGUUUUGGUGGUAAUGUAAAUUUCUUUUUUUUCUUAAUUUACUGUGAUUGUUAAUGCAGUGGAUUAUAUUUUCCAAAGAUGGCCACAACAAUAUUUUCUAUCCUACUUAUUCUUCUUACAAUCUGACCUUGUUACUCCUUCCAUUGAGUUAUGGGAUCUGUGUCCCCUACCC